AGCCAUCUUGGAUCUAACGAAGCGAAGGGAAAUUGAUGCGGUGACAAAAGGCAUGUUUGGUGCUAGAAAGAAAUUUCCAGACUUUGUCGAGGUAAUCGAUAAUGACUUCACUGACGACAUGUAUUACAACCAGCCGUCGAUGUUCCCACAUCGAUCGGACAAAGAUAUACUUUCCUCUCCUUCACCGUCGUCGUCUGGUCAGCUGUCGCAGCUUGGUCCAAGUUUGUAUGGUCCACAAAGUGCAAUCGGUUUCCCCGUUAGAAGCAUGGGAAACAGUACACCUCAGUUAAACCGAAAUUUAACGCAAGGGACGCAGCUACCGAGUCAUAUCACCCCCACAACAGGUGUCCCCACCAUGUCCCUCCAUACGCCUCCAUCACCAAGCAGAGGGACGUUACCAAUGAAUUCGAGGAACAUACUGAAUCACUCUCAGGUUGGUCAAGGCCUCGGGAUAAGCAGCAGGACCAAUAGUAUGAGCAGCUCAGGGCUCGGAAGCCCCAACCGCAGCUCACCAAGCAUCAUCUGUAUGCCCAAACAGCAACCAGCACGUCAGCCAUGCACCAUAAGCAGCAUGUCGGGAUUUGGUAUGAACCGUAAUCAGGCAUUUGGAAUGAACAACUCGUUAUCAAGCAACAUCUUCAACGGCACAGAUGGGAGUGACAAUGUAAUGGGACUGGAUCUGUCAGACUUCCCUGCUUUAGCGGACAGGAAUCGGAGAGAAGGAACUGGAAAUCCAACGCCGUUGCCCAACCCGCUGGCUGGACGGGCUCCUUAUGUUGGCAUGGUGACAAAACCUUCAACUGAGCAGACACAAGAUUUCUCCAUCCAUAAUGAGGACUUUCCUGCACUGCCUGGGCCAAACUAUAAGGACCCCACGCUGAACAACGAUGACAGUAAAACUAACUUGAACACCACAAGCAAGAGUACGUCGAGCACAGAUGGGCCAAAGUUCCCUGGAGACAAGAUGGCGUCGGCACAGAACAACAACCAGAAGAAAGGGAUCCAGGUGUUGCCAGAUGGUCGGGUGACGAACAUCCCCUCUGGAAUGGUCACAGACCAGUUUGGCAUGAUCGGUCUGCUGACGUUUAUCCGGGCUGCAGAAACAGAUUUGGGAAUGGUCCAUCUGGCGCUAGGAAGUGAUCUUACAACACUGGGACUCAACCUGAAUUCACCAGAAAACUUGUAUCCCAAGUUCGCCUCUCCUUGGGCCUCAGCACCUUGUCGGCCUCAAGACAUCGACUUCCAUGUACCAUCGGAGUAUUUAACCAACAUCCACAUAAGGGACAAGUUGGCAGCAAUUAAGUUAGGUCGAUACGGUGAAGACCUGUUGUUCUACUUGUACUACAUGAACGGUGGCGAUCUACUACAGAUCCUGGCUGCAGUAGAGCUCUUUACUCGGGACUGGAGGUACCACAAAGAGGAGCGGGUCUGGAUAACACGAGCGCCUGGCAUGGAGCCCACACUCAAGACCAACACCUACGAGAGGGGCACCUACUACUUUUUUGACUGUCAUAACUGGAGAAAAGUUGCCAAGGAAUUUCAUCUGGAGUACGACAAGCUGGAAGAGCGGCCUCACGUGCCAUCAACCUUCAACUACAAUCCAGCCCAGCAGGCCUUCUAAGGCCCGACCAGUCC
Messenger RNA from Nematolebias whitei (Rio pearlfish), 1635 nucleotides. RefSeq names its product CCR4-NOT transcription complex, subunit 2 (gene cnot2). Gene Ontology annotation, biological process: regulation of stem cell population maintenance; regulation of DNA-templated transcription; nuclear-transcribed mRNA poly(A) tail shortening. Gene Ontology annotation, cellular component: CCR4-NOT core complex; P-body. NCBI's taxonomy places the organism in Eukaryota, Metazoa, Chordata, Actinopteri, Cyprinodontiformes, Rivulidae. Bases 53 to 1621 code for a protein of 522 amino acids. The record is from RefSeq and is a predicted model, not a curated record. The transcript has 15 exons.